Molecule: messenger RNA, 975 nt
Organism: Podospora anserina S mat+
Lineage: Eukaryota; Fungi; Ascomycota; Sordariomycetes; Sordariales; Podosporaceae
Exons: 2
Source: RefSeq, a predicted model, not a curated record
CGAUACGAUACGAUAACGAUAACGAUGUUACGACUCAACUUUCUCAUCCUCUGGGCGGCAGCAGCAUCACUGUUUGCAUCCGCUCUUCCCAUUUCAGACGUUUCCGAAGAAGAGAUCAACACGCCAACGCCAGAACCGAAAAAGACGUUUUGGAAGAGCUUCAAUCCCAACACCGACUUCCGAAACCGCAACUUCAACACCAUCUCCCGCAUCUACAACCUCACCGUCUACCCCAACCAGGUACCCAUCUUGACCUUUGGCGGCGCAGCGUUUGUUCCAAAAGGACUCUUUGCCCAAAAUGUUGUUGGCCGUGUUGACCCAGUCGGCAACUUCACCGGUUUUGAACACUCGAUUGAGUACUUCUUUGCGCUCUCGCCAUUGCCGCAGGCCAACCCAUCCUCUGCCGCCAUCACCAGCUACAAGAUUGUCGAGUUUUCGUCCGAGUGCAGGGACAUCGCCGCCAGCGUCGUGUACCUCUACACCAGCGUCGUCAACCCUGGCUCACCGGAUCACGGAAAGCCACUGCCUCCGUUGAAGCAGGUGGCCUUCUGGAAGUUCAACAAGGAGGGCGAGGUGGAAAAGUAUGACGCCUGGAUUCCGAACCUGAACAGCUGGGUGACGAGGACGACAAUGGCGAGUCUCGGGAAUCCCGAGUUCCAGUUGGAGAGCAUCAGGCAGAUCUGCUACGGGACGCAGGCGAGGUGCUACGGCCCGAAUCAGCAGUGGGACAGCAUCGAGGACUGUGUUGUGGGAUUGGCCAAGAAGAACUACGGGACGUAUGAUGAGGCUUGGGGUGACAAUGUCGUCUGCAGAACCAUUCAUUUGGUGCUCACGCAGACCAGACCCGAUGUCCAUUGCCCACACGUUGGCCCUACUGGAGGCGGCAAAUGUGUCGACGUGGAGUACCCCGAGAACUACUUCUCGGACAAGUGGCUCUACGAAGAGGAGACUGGCGAGACUUUUGUCUGCAAAUGA